CAUAUAAGCAGCUCCAGGUGAUCGGAGCAGAGCACUCCUGAAAGCAGAGCGUGAAGAACAUGCAGACUCUGAUCCUCACAGUGCUGCUGCUCGCUGUCUCCUGCACCGCCAUGCCGCGUGCACUGAAUGCCCCUGGUCCGUGCUGCUUUCAAUUCUUUACAGGUACGGUCCCCAAGCCGAAGAUAAUCUCCGUCAUCAAGACCCACAGCCACUGCCCCAUGCAGGGAUUCAUCAUCAGUACAGCUGCUGGGAAGGAGUUCUGCGUGAGCCAGAAUGUGGUCUGGGCCCAGACAGCGUUCGAUGAGCAGUAGGUCGUGAAGGGCUGAUGCUGCUCCUCGUGAUCACAUGACCACAUCACCAACAUCUCCACCUGCGUCUUCACUCUGUCUGCUCAUCGUGAUCACAUGACCAACAUCUCCAGCUGCUCCACCUGCAUCUUCACUCUGUCUGCUCCUCGUGAUCACAUCACAUCACCUUUUUUCUUUAUAUUUACAUUUUUAUUUUAAAACAUGUUUUGAUUAAGCAUUCUUGAAAGGAAAAAAUUAAAAUGAAUAUUAAACUGUUUAUAAUAAAAGUGAGAACUGUUGCAUAUUCGUCA
This is a messenger RNA of Trematomus bernacchii (emerald rockcod), 598 nucleotides long. Its product is annotated as C-C motif chemokine 13-like. The transcript has 3 exons. Gene Ontology annotation, biological process: cellular response to type II interferon; cellular response to tumor necrosis factor; positive regulation of ERK1 and ERK2 cascade. The record is from RefSeq and is a predicted model, not a curated record. NCBI's taxonomy places the organism in Eukaryota, Metazoa, Chordata, Actinopteri, Perciformes, Nototheniidae. The coding region runs from base 60 to 311 and encodes 83 amino acids. Gene Ontology annotation, cellular component: extracellular region. Gene Ontology annotation, molecular function: CCR chemokine receptor binding; chemokine activity.